This is a messenger RNA of Closterium sp. Naga37s-1, 6666 nucleotides long. NCBI's taxonomy places the organism in Eukaryota, Viridiplantae, Streptophyta, Zygnematophyceae, Desmidiales, Closteriaceae. The record is from the annotation of a GenBank genome assembly.
AUGCCGUUGCCAGUUCCUCCGCCGCCAUGCGCGGGCGACACGCUGUGCGAGGCGGCGGUGAAGGUGCUGCGCACGGCGGACCCCUGGAAGAAGGCGGAGUACGGCGACCUCGCGGCGCAUCUCUGGGCCACCGGCGCCAUUCGCCACGCUUACGCAGAUCGCGCCACGCGUGGGGACGGGAGCCUUAGCAGCGGGAGCGAGGAAGCCCGAAGCGCCGGGUCACAGGGAGAUGCAGAUGUGGGAGCAGCGGGUAGCGAGGAGGAGCAAUGGCUUAGCGUGCCGGACCGCCCUGCUAGAGACGAUACCGUGAGCACCGCGCACCCCCUCUGGUGCUCUCCUCCUCGCGUUGCCCCCUCGCGUGUUUACCCACCGCUAGUGCCCUCCUGGCCCAUCUGCUGCUUUUUCAACCCUAAGCCCAAAACCUGCUACUGUCCCCAGUUCUCUAACCCGGCGUCGCGCCGUGUGCGUUCGGUUCCCUGGCGGCAGGUGCGCGUGGUGGCGGCGCGCGACAUGCCACGGCGCGGCAAGGGCGGGUCGCAGCAGAGCCGCGUGGCGCUGCUGCACAGCCUGGUGCACAUCGAGAGCUGGGCCGUCGACCUCGCUUGGGUGCGCGCUCGCCCGCUCGCUGUGGGGGGUGGGAGUGGGGUGAAAGAGGGGGGGAGGAAAGGGGAGGGGGUUCGCUACCCUGCCUCGUGUCCACGCGCCAUCAACCCUUACGUGCACCCACUCCCUUUCCAUCCCUUCCCCUCUUCCGCUCUCUUCCCCGCUCUCCCUCCUUCUCGCCCCACCUCGUUCACGCCCCACGCACCCCCCACGCACCCCGCGCACGCCCUCUCGCCCCGCGCACCCCCCACGCGCCCGUGCGUCCGCGUGCAGGACAUCAUAGCACGGUUCGGCAGCGCGCACAGCAUGCCGCGCGCGUUCUUCUCGGACUUCGUGCGCGUGGCGGAGGACGAGGCACGCCACUUCCGCCUGCUCGCGGCUCGCCUGCAGGCGGUGGGGUCGCGGUACGGCGCGCUGCCCGCGCACGACGGGUUGUGGGAGUCCGCCGCCGCCACCGCGGGUGACCUCAAGGCGCGCCUCGCCAUCGAGCACUGCGUGCACGAGGUGGGGGGAAUGAAUGGGGAAGCACGUGGGGGCAGGGGGGGACAGGGGGGGGCAGUGGGGGGAAAGUGGGGGCAGGGGGUUGCAGGGGGGGGGGCGGUGUGGCCAUGGAUAGGGGGUGGUGAGGUGCGGGUGCGUGGGAAGAUGGAGUGGGGUUGGGGUCCCCCUCUCGCAUCCUCCACCACCCACACGGGCUGUGCAUCAGUCAAUCCACGCACCCUCUUACCUCCUUCCCCUACCCGCAACGUACUCCCCUGCCCACCACCCACCCUCCCACCCGCCCACCCCCUCGCCGCUCAUCAUGCCUGGCAGGCGAGGGGCCUGGACGUGGUGCCGCAGACGAUAGAGCGGUUCAGGGCGGGGGGGGACAGCGAGACAGCGCAGCUGCUGGAGCAGGUGGUGUACCCCGAGGAGGUCACUCACUGCGCUGCUGGCCAGCGCUGGUUCUCCUUCCUCUGCCUCCGCGACCUGCGCACGCGCCAGGGGGAGGCGGGGGGAGGAGAAGGUAGGGAGGAAGCAGCAGGUGGGGGCGUAGGUGCAGGGGGGGGUUUACAGGCGGAGGCAUUGGGGGGUGAGGCGGCAACAGGCACUGGAGCAGUGGAUGGUGGUGGGAAUGGGAAUGGGGAGGGGUGCGGUGAGAAGGGCAAGGUAAGGGCUGAAAGAGAAGACGCGGCAGGGAGUGAGGGUGUAGGUGGUGCGGCAGAGCAGGGUAUGGAGGGAGAGGAGGCGAGUGCAGAGGAGCAUGCAGCGAUCGUGGCGGAGUUCCAUGGCAUUGUGCGGCAGCACUUCCGUGGCAAGCUCAAGCCGCCCUUCAACCACGAGGCACGCGCAAAAGCCGGGCUCACUCGCGACUGCGACGACGAAGCGGGGCCCGCGGUUCCCACCCGCACGGCUGCUCCCUUGAAGCGCAAACCCUUCAAGCCAUUGCACCUACUCAACCCCGCUGGCCCCGCGCUGCCGCGACAGCCGCCGCUGCACCCGGCUCCUGGCUCCACCGCGAAUCCCCGCGCGCGAUUCAAUGCACCCGCGCCGGCAGCCGCAGUGACGUGCAACGCGAAACGCGCGCCGGGCGCGGCGGCGGCGGAGGCGGCGGCGGACGAGACGCGGUACUACAGCGUGAUGUACUGCCCGCGCAAGCCGCACGCGAAGCGCAAGGGGCCGUGGUCGGACGGGCUGCUGAGCGUGAAGGGGCGCGCGUGCGCCGUGCAGAACAUGGACGCCAAGAGCGUCGCCAAGGCUUCCGUCAGCGGCUGCGCGCACCUGAAAGAGGGCUCCACGCUCGAGGUGGGCAAGUGGGAGGUGGAGGUGAUGCACGAGGUGCCGCGCGAGCAGUACCUCGCCGGCUCCUUCUUCAUCCCCGCCGCCGCCGCAGCUGCUGCUGCCGCUGCUGUCACAUCCGCCGCUGCCACGGGUCGAGCGGGCAGUGCUGCUGCGGGCAAGGGCAGGAAGCGGGCGGGCGAGAGCAGCAGUGGCAGGGCGGCGGGCAGCAGUGCGGAAGGGGUGCUGGCGAACAAGAGAGCUGCGAGCAUGGAGAGUCGUAUGAGACUUGGCAACGAGGACGCCGUGUGUCUCAACCCCAACCAGCACGGCAAGGGAAUCUCGAAGAUCUACCUUGACCCGUACAUUGGAGCCAGGAUGCGCCCCCACCAGGUGGAGGGAGUGCACUUCAUGCUCGAGGCUGUGCUCGAGGUGCGCACGCCCGGCUGCUCCGGAUGCGUGCUGGCAGAUGAGAUGGGUGAGCUGGCAGAUGAAAUGGGUGAGCUGGCAGAUGAAAUGGGUGAGCUGGCAGAUGAGAUGGGCGAGCUGGCAGAUGAGAUGGGCGAGCUGGCAGAUGAAAUGGGCGAGCUGGCAGAUGAGAUGGGUGAGCUGGCAGAUGAGAUGGGCGAGCUGGCAGAUGAGAUGGGUGAGCUGGCAGAUGAAAUGGGCGAGCUGGCAGAUGAGAUGGAUGAGAUGGGUGAGCUGGCAGAUGAGAUGGGCGAGCUGGCAGAUGAGAUGGGUGAGCUGGCAGAUGAGAUGGGCGAGCUGGCAGAUGAAAUGGGUGAGCUGGCAGAUGAGAUGGGCGAGCUGGCAGAUGACAUGAGCGAGCUGGCAGAUGAGAUGGGUGAGCUGGCAGAUGAGAUGGGCGAGCUGGCAGAUGAAAUGGGUGAGCUGGCAGAUGAGAUGGGUGAGCUGGAAGAUGAAAUGGGUGAGCUGGCAGAUGAGAUGGGCGAGCUGGCAGAUGAAAUGGGUGAGCUGGCAGAUGAGAUGGGCGAGCUGGCAGAUGAAAUGGGUGAGCUGGCAGAUGAGAUGGGCGAGCUGGCAGAUGAAAUGGGCCUUGGCAAAACCCUUCAAGUGAUAGCGCUCAUCUGGACUCUUCUCAAACAGGCACGUGUGCUUCUCUCUCCUCACUGCAUUGGUCGCCCCUUCCUGCGCAAGGCAGUGGUGGUGUGCCCGUCCUCGCUCGUUGACAACUGGGGCGCCGAGUUCCGCAAGUGGCUGGGCACGGAGCGGCUCAAGGCCAUGGUCGUGAACUCCAGCUUCACGCCCACCGAGGUAUGCGGGGCACAUGUGCGUGCGCGCGCGCCAAUGAUGCGCACUCGCGAGCCUUGUGUGUUUUUGGAGCGGGGAGUGGUGAGCAAGGGUAAUGGUGCAGCAACGGAAAGAGGUGGUGGGGAUUGCGGGUCCAGGGAUGGUAGGGUGAGGGGCAAGAUGGCGGACUUCAAGCACGCGGGUGUGUGGCCGGUGCUCAUAACCUCCUACGACCUGCUGCGCCGCCAUGCACCGCUCCUCGCUGCUGCCGCCCCUCAGCUCCUCGUGUGCGACGAGGGCCACCGCCUCAAGAACUGUGCGGGCAACAAAACCAUUUCGGCCCUGCACCAGCUGGGGUGCCCGCGCAAGGUGCUGCUGACGGGCACGCCCAUGCAGAACGAUCUGAGUGAGUUCUUCGCAUUGCUGGAUCUGGUCAACCCGGGCUGCCUGGGCCCCCUGCCUGCCUUCCGCCGCAUCUUCGCCGACCCCAUCCAGAAGAGCCGCGACCGCAGCGCCACGGUGGAGGAGGUGCGGGUGGGGGAGGCGCGCUCACAGGAGCUGCAGGCCAAGGCAGCAGCCUUUGUGCUGCGCCGCACUGCUGCUGUCAAUGCCGCCUACCUGCCACCCAAAUCAGAGUACAUAGUGUUCUGUCGCCUGCACGCACAGCAGGCGCGCCAGUACUCUGACUUCCUGCGCUCCACCGUACGUGCCGUGCCUCGCCCCUUCCAUUCACCACUGCUCGCCACACUCAACAGCUCUGUCUUCCAAUUCGUGUGGCGCAUGGCGACACCACACCCUCUCGCCCCUUUUUUCUACCGCCACCCCUUGCAGCACAUGUACUCUCCGUUUAUGUCCCUUCUCUCCCAGGUGACUGCAUCUCUUCCACCUUCCACACCCCCCGCUCUCCCCCCCCCUUGUGCAUGGCAGCACGUGCGGUCGCUGCUGUACGCGGUGGCGCCCGGCACCACAGCCAGUGCGCUGACGGCCAUCUGCCACCUCAGGAAGCUCUGCCUGCACCCCGCCCUCGCCACCCCCCCCACGCCCGCCUCCCCCCGCCCGCGCUCCCCCUCCCCUGCUGCCUCCGCCUCUGCUGCUGGGGGAGAGGAAGGGGGAGACGAGGAGGAAUGGGCGGGGGACGAGGAGCAAGAGGAGGUGGCAGAGGAGGAGCAGGAGAAUGCAGAGUGGGGAGCAGAGGGAGGGGAGGUGGGGGGAUGUGAGGGAGGGAUGGCAGGAGGGGUUGCAGCAAACGAGGCAGCGCAGAAGCGCAAUAUGUUCAGGCGCCCAUCCAUGCUCCCACAGGCGUCCCCAUCCGCACAGGGCGCGCCCCUGUCGCGCACAGCAGCAGUGGCGGCGUUUGCAGCAGCACUCAAGGCGCUGGGCGCCGAUGCAUGGCGGCUGAGCGGCAAGCUGCACGUGCUGGCGCUGCUGCUGCAAGCCAUACUGAAAGGGGGUGCAGGGGCGGGAGGGGGCGAGGGCAGUGUGCAGUCGAGCAUCACGGAUGGCAGCAGUGAUGGCACGCGGGCGCACCACACUGCUGCUGCUGCUGCUGGCGCUGGCAGUGGGGAUAAAGUGGUGAUCGUGUCAAACUUCACACGGGCACUGGAUGUGAUCGAGCACGCCAUGCAAUGGGUGCACUGCGAGUUGGCGCACACAGUGAUGUGCUCGUCUCUGUGUGCACGCCACGCCCUAGAGCAGCACCCUCAACCUCAACCAUGGCUUCACGCCAUGCUCAGCAAGCAGUGCCAUGCCAUGCAGGGGGAGCACCACGCAGUCACCCGCACCACCCACCCUGCUGCCAUUUACACUCAUCCUUCUACCCCUCCGCUCCAUGCCCGCCGUCCCCAACCCCCCCCACCACACCAGGCCAUGUGUGAGUCGCACGGGUGGAAGACCACUCGCCUGGACGGCAGCACGGAGGCAUCGGCACGGCAGGCGCUGGUGUGUGCGUUCAACACGGGGCGUGACGGCAGCAGCUGCUUCCUGCUGUCAUCCAAGGCGGGCGGGGCGGGGCUGAACCUGGUGGGCGCGAACCGCCUGGUGCUCUUCGACCCCGACUGGAACCCCGCCAACGACCACCAGGUGCGCUCAACCGCUCCCAGGUGCGCGCUCAAGGAGGGGGAGAAAAAGGGUGGGGAGGGUGGGCGAGAGGGAGGGGUGCCAGCGACUCCCAGUUGUGGAAGGGAUGUAGUGUUGGCGGGUGGUGUGAGGCAGUGGGCCAUGGCGCGCGUGUGGAGGGAUGGACAAAGCAAGCCAGUGGUGAUUUACCGCAUGCUCGCCACGGGCAGCAUCGAGGAGAAGAUCUUCCAGCGCCAGCUCAUGAAGGGCGAGGUGACCAGCGCUGUGGGCCAUGGGAGCGCACCGCCGGGCAACAGCACUGGCGCCAGGGGGGGCGGUGGCAGUGGCAGCAACAAGGGUGGGGCGGGGCACUUCACCAAGGAAGAGCUGCGCGAGCUGUUCACCCUGGAGCAGGCCACUGCAUGUGACACGCUGGACCUGCUACUUCGCUCCAACUCCCCUCUUUCCGCCAAAUGGCUUUCUGCUGCCGCCACCAGCUCUGCUGCACCUGCUGCGAGCACCAUUUCUGGCUCCUCUAGCGUCAGUUCUUUCGCUGCCGGGGCAGAUACAGGCGGUGGGAGGGGCGGGUUGGCAGCAGGCAUUGCAGAUGGGCCGUUGAGGGAAGUGGUGGGCAUGUGUGAGGGGGUGACGUUCGUGUACCAUGACUCCACUGCCUCCCCUGCCAGCACACAGACUCCUGUACAAGGUGCUCUUGCUCGUGGUGAUGGCACGGGGCUGGCAGGCCCGGAAGGAGCUCAGCACAACAGGCAAGCAGCAGGAGGAAGCAAAGAGGAAGAGGAAUGUGAGGAGGAGGAGCAUGCAGUGUUGAGAGGAGCUGGUGGUGCUGGUGUGGAGAGACGCAGGAGCACGGAGAGGCGAGCGGAAGAGCAGGGAAGUGAUGGCAGAGGAAGUGGGGCGGCUGUGGAGUUGCUGACCUUCGAUGCACUUGACGGUGUAUCGGAUGACGUCAUGGAGUUGUUUGGCUCCGAUGUCUUCUGA